GCUUUGUCGACGUUUCAGAGGCAGAAGAAGAAGUUUGUCAGUCGCCCAAUCUGCCCGCCGGACCUCAGCAAGGUGUCUCCCCGUUCCUGGCCGUCAGACGCGGCGAGUCCGCCCCGAACAGACGAACCUCCGGCCGCCGGGCCAUUUGGCCGAACCUCCCCUCGGUGACACCGGCCGCCGUUCCCCCGCCAUGGCGACGAGCGCCAAGCGAAAGCAGGAGGAGACUCACCUAAAGAUGCUCCGCGAAAUGACGAGCCUGGCCGCCAAUAGGAAAUGCUUCGACUGCGACCAGCGCGGCCCGACCUAUGUCAACAUGACCGUGGGCUCCUUCGUCUGCACCACCUGCUCCGGCAUCCUGCGAGGACUGAACCCCCCACACAGAGUCAAGUCCAUCUCUAUGACCACAUUCACACAGCAGGAAAUAGACUUCCUACAGAAACACGGCAAUGAGGUCUGUAAACACAUCUGGCUGGGCCUUUACGACGACAGGACAUCGGUUGUUCCAGAUUUCCGAGAACCACAGAAAGUAAAAGAGUUCCUGCAGGAGAAAUACGAGAAGAAAAGAUGGUACGUUCCUCCAGACCAGGCCCGGGCUGUAGCAAGUGUUCAGGCCUCUGUGUCGGGCUCCUCUGCGAGCAGCACCGGCAGCACGCCAGAAGUCCAGCCUCUGAAAACCCUGCAACUCAACAAAACGCCACUGCGCCAGUCCCCGGGGCUUAGUCGCUCCCAGGCUCACAGCGCCGCUCAGGAGAAGAAGUUCGACUUGCUCUCGGACCUGGGCGGGGAUAUUUUUGCCGCUCCUCCCACUCAAACCGCCCCCUCCACCAACUUUGCCAAUUUUGCACAUUUUCCAAGCCAGUCAGGUGAGUCUCUGUUUGGCUGCGGUCGAGUCAAACGCACGCCUUUGCUUUUUUUCCAUUACCCCGUGCGACUUGCUGCCGCUGUUUUUAUUUCCACAUUCCUUCUCCAUGUUAUGGUUUCUCCCCAUAUGGCUGCAGCACCUCAGGGUAACUCAAACACCAACUUUGCCAACUUUGAAGCAUUUGGAAACACUACAAUUUCAUCCCAUCUGAGCACAUCACCUCCCUCAAAGUCCUUUUCAUCAGGGGGGGGCGUGCCAAUUCCCUCGGCGUCCAGUGCUGUCCCUGCUCAGUCCCAGACAGCAAAGUGCACCGAGGACCGCUACGCUGCCCUGGCCGAGUUAGACAACGAGCUGAGCUCCUCCGUCACCACCGGCAGCAACGUACCGGGGGCCAUAUUUGGACCCGUGCUUGGUUCUUCACCAGCUCAGAACCAGCCUGUGAUGGCCAGUAUGCCGCCUGGCUUUGGAGCGGUGCCAUCGACAAAUCCUUUUGUAGCUGCUGCAAUAGCCACCGACAUGGCCUCCAACCCCUUCCAGACCAACGGCCGAGGUCCAGCUGCAGCCUCAUUCGGUACUGGCUCUAUGAGCAUGCCCGCCGGCUUUGGGAAUGCGUCUUCCUACUGCCUUCCGACCAGUUUCAGCGGAAACUUCCAGCAGCAAUUCCCCGGCCAGGCUCCCAUUCCUUACUCUCAGCCUGGGGCCUAUCACCCUCAGUCUAAUGGGCCUGCCUUCCCAGUCUACGGUCAGAACAAGCCCUCGAUUACGCCCUUUGGGCAGCCCAUGGCUGUUCCUGGCAUGUCCAAUAACCCAUUUAUGGCAGGAGCACCAGCUGGGCCAUUCCCCUCUGGAGGUUCAUCCACCAAUCCUUUCCUGUAGCACAGCUCCUGGUCUUGGCCACCAGAGGGCAGCAUGCAGCACAUACUCAAGCGCACCUGUUCCACGUGAUUAGUGGCAGUACAUUUCUUCAAAAAAAAGGCUUAUGAUAUAUUCUCCAUGAAAGAAGUUUACAAAACUAUGAAGGAGUUCAAAGGAAUCCAUAUUGAGGACUAAGGGACUGUUACGGGGGAAAUGUACUGUCUGGACUAUAUUCCAAUAUUGUAUGCUUUUUAUUUUAUUUUUUGUUAAAACUGUAAGCUUUGUGCAUAUCACUAUUUGUAAUCACAAACUACAUGAAAUGUAUAAUAAGUACUGAACUAACAAGGAUGCGUAUCCACAAACCUUGUGUUAUAAAAAAAAAAAAAUCACUUCAGACUAAUAGAUAGGUAAAAGUUUACAUUUUAACAGGGUCCCAUCCAAAUCUACAAUUAGUAGAUUAAUGUGCUGAUGAUGAUGAUAUAUACAUAUAUAUUUUUUUCAAUUUAAAAAAGGGAUCUUUUUCUUUUUUUAUUAUUUAAGAACUCUAUUGGCACUAAGUUUUCUACAUUACAUCACUUUUCCGUUACUGCGAUUCCUGAAAUCUAAAAUUAGGCUUAAGUUUAAAACCUCAGACAUAAAAAACGAAAGAAAUGUGACAUGCAGAGCAGGUUGAUGUAACUUUGUAUUGCUCUGGGACUAAAGGCCAACAUU
Messenger RNA from Fundulus heteroclitus (mummichog), 2428 nucleotides. It is a transcript of the gene agfg1b, whose product is annotated as ArfGAP with FG repeats 1b. Gene Ontology annotation, molecular function: GTPase activator activity. The transcript has 11 exons. The coding region runs from base 191 to 1738 and encodes 515 amino acids. NCBI's taxonomy places the organism in Eukaryota, Metazoa, Chordata, Actinopteri, Cyprinodontiformes, Fundulidae. The record is from RefSeq and is a predicted model, not a curated record.